This is a messenger RNA of Ceratotherium simum simum (southern white rhinoceros), 2424 nucleotides long. It is a transcript of the gene SP6, whose product is annotated as Sp6 transcription factor. Gene Ontology annotation, molecular function: RNA polymerase II cis-regulatory region sequence-specific DNA binding; DNA-binding transcription factor activity, RNA polymerase II-specific. The record is from RefSeq and is a predicted model, not a curated record. Lineage: Eukaryota; Metazoa; Chordata; Mammalia; Perissodactyla; Rhinocerotidae. Gene Ontology annotation, biological process: regulation of transcription by RNA polymerase II.
ACGGGCGGAGCUGGCCUCGCUCGCUCGCUGGCUCCCGCCCGCCCUCCGCCCUCCCGCCGGCUCUCUCCGCCCCUCCUCCGCCGCCCGCCGCCGGGUCUGGUCGCGGCCCCCGCUCGCCCUCGGCUCCUGCCCCUCGCCGUGGAGAGCCCGCCGGCGCGCAGGGCCUAUGAGCGCCCAUCUGUAGCGCGCCAGCCAGCCGUGCCCGGAGCCCGAGCGCAGCCUCGAGGUCCCACCUGAGGUGCCCCUGACCGUCCCUGUCCCCCACCCCACCCCGGAUCCCGGCAAUGCUAACCGCUGUCUGCGGCUCUUUGGGCAGCCAGCACACGGACGCGCCUCACGCCUCGCCGCCGCGCCUCGACCUGCAGCCCCUCCAGACGUACCAGGGCCACACGAGCCCGGAGGCCGGGGACUACCCCUCCCCGCUGCAGCCUGGAGAGCUGCAGAGCCUCCCGCUGGGCCCGGAGGUGGACUUCUCACAGGGCUAUGAGCUGCCGGGGGCCUCCUCUCGGGUAACCUGCGAGGACCUGGAAAGCGACAGUCCCUUGGCCCCGGGACCCUUCUCCAAGCUCCUGCAGCCGGACAUGUCACACCAUUACGAAUCAUGGUUCCGGCCGACUCACCCAGGCACUGAGGAUGGCUCGUGGUGGGACCUUCAUCCGGGCACUAGCUGGAUGGACCUCCCCCACACUCAGGGCGCUCUGACCUCACCUGGCCACCCCGGGGCGCUUCAGGCUGGCUUGGGGGCCUACGUCGGAGACCACCAGCUUUGUGCCCCGCCGCCCCAGCCCCACCCUCAUCACCUCCUCCCAGCCGCCGGAGGGCAGCACCUCCUGGGGCCUCCCGACGGGGCUAAGGCCUUGGAAGCGGCCGCCCCGGAGUCCCAGGGGCUGGAUUCCAGUCUGGACGGGGCGGCACGGCCCAAAGGCUCCCGGCGGUCAGUGCCCCGCAGCUCAGGCCAGACCGUGUGCCGCUGCCCCAACUGCCUGGAGGCGGAGCGACUGGGGGCUCCGUGCGGGCCCGAUGGGGGCAAGAAGAAGCAUUUGCACAAUUGCCACAUCCCGGGCUGCGGGAAAGCCUACGCCAAGACAUCGCACCUGAAGGCGCACCUGCGCUGGCACAGCGGCGACCGUCCCUUCGUGUGCAACUGGCUCUUCUGCGGCAAGCGCUUCACGCGCUCCGACGAGCUGCAGCGCCACCUCCAGACCCACACGGGCACCAAGAAGUUCCCCUGUGCGGUCUGCAGCCGUGUCUUCAUGCGCAGCGACCACCUGGCCAAACACAUGAAAACCCACGAGGGCGCCAAGGAGGAGGCUGCCGGGGCGGCCACCGGCGAGGGCAAGGCGGGCGGAGCGGUGGAGCCCCCAGGGGGCAAAGGCAAGCGGGAGGCCGAGGGCAGCGCGGCUCCCCCCAACUGAGCUCCUCGGUACCGCCUCCCCGCUGGUCUCCCCUGGGGGCAUUGGAAGAGAGCCCCUUGGCCUGAUGCCCUUGGGGGGCGGCUGGAGUAUGAGGAGAAGGUGGUUAUUUAUUGAGGGGGAGGACAAGUGGUGCCGGGUCAGGGAGAGGGGGCACUAGGGGUGUUUUAGUCUCUGGGGCUGGACCGGACGCGUUUGGCUGGGCGGGGAGGAGCUGCGCAUGCCCCUCUGUUCUCCCCUGCCUCACUAUUUCACUCACGGCCCCGGGCUGGGAGGUUGGGGUGGGGUACCCCUACCGCGGCUGGAGGGCGGAGGGGACCGGCUGGAGGAAACGGCGCGUCCCCGGAGCAGAGAGGAGUGGGGCUGCCCUGGGCGCUGAGGGUAGCUGUCUGGACACGUCCUUAGCGCCUGGGAACCGGGACAUAAAAGCGCCUCCGGAACCGCCCUGCGGCCCGGGUCCCUUUCAUCCCCCUUAUAGUGCUUCUACCCCUGGGGUUUCCGGAGGGAGGGUUGAGAUGGGGUAGAGGAGGCUGUGGGUCCCCCUUAGGGAGGGGUCUCUAUCUGGCUGGGAGGUUUUUGCUGUAGAAAUAACUCCUUUGAUGCGCCUCCUUAUUAAGCCUUCCAGACCCAGUCUGCUGUAGCCAUGAAGGAAGAGGGGAAGAGGGCCAGAAUCCCACAGCCUCCCAGCCAGAGCUGUGGGGUGGAGGAGAGAGUUGGUGGUGGUGGUGGGCGGUGAGCAAGGAAGUCCCCUUCUAAAAUGGGAGAAGGGGAUUUGUUGGGGGAAUGUAAGGAACUAACCCCUUCCCUCUCUAACCCGGAUUCAGUCCUUAACUCUUGGUCUUUAUAAAAAAUAAAGUUCAAUUGUCCGCAUUCCCUAUCUGCUACCCCACGUAGGCUUUUGAGGCAGCCAGAGGCCCCUGCUCUAGAAUUGAUGUCGUUCCUCAUCCUAGGUCCCCCAGCGUUCACCUUCCCCUUAGGGGUGGGAGGAGGUGGGUUACUUUGGUGGGUUGGG